AUGAAACAAAACGAUGCCAAAGCAUGUUCUGAUUGUAAUUCAACGAAUGCCAUUUGUGAAACACUAUCAGGUUAUGUGAAAUGCUCCUGCAAAGAUGGGUUUGUAGGAGAUGGCCUUAACUGCACAAGACUUGUGUUCUGUGACAGUGCAACUUGCUGCCCACAAGGAUAUACCUGGGAUAUUCAAACAAAAACAUGUAAAGACAUUAAUGAAUGUGCAAGCACCUCACCUUUAGUGAAUAAGUGUGUUCCUACCACCAAUUGUGUUAAUUUGAUUGGCAUUUUCUCUUGCACUAAUGCAGCAAGUCCUCUAUGUUCAUGCACCUCAUCAACAGACUGUAUGAAUAUUCAAGGCAAUGUGCAGUGUGCUGAUCCUUGCAUACAUUAUGAAGAGUUAGAUGGAAGCAGUAGAUUAUAUACCAUCGAUUCCAAUGGGAGAUUCUCUACUGAUCGAUACUAUUUUGGAUGGUUCCGUUACAAAAACAAUUUGCAAAUGAAACAAGGAUGUGUUGGUCCCUUAAAAUGUGGCUCCCGUCAGCCACUCUCUCUCUGGGCUGAUCCUCCUGCUGUUGGAGAAGGAAUAAAGAAGAUUCCCCUCUUAGUCAACUCUUUAUCAGGCUGUACAAAAGGAGCAAAUAUUAGUGUGAAAGCUUGUCCUGGUGAAUAUUACGUCUACAAAUAUACAGGACUGCUUUCAUAUGAUGUCUACUGUACAGAGAAUCCUCCCACUACUACAACAACCACCACCACAACUACACCAGCUACAACUACCACCACCACAACUAUAUCCCCUACCACAGCCACUGAACUUAUUACACCAAAUACAACAACCACCACAGAUAUACGCCCUAUCAACACUACAGCAGCCACCACUGAUAUACCCCCUAUAAACACUACAGCAGCCACCACAGAUGUUCCCCGCACAAGCACUAAAUCAGCCACCAGUGAUAUACCCCUUAUAAACACUACAGCAGCCACCACAGAUAUACCUCCUACAAACACUACAGCAGCCACCACUGAUAUACCCCCUAUAAACACUACAGCAGCCACUACUGAUAUACCCCCUACAAACACUACAGCAGCUACCACUGACAUACCCCCUAUAAACACUACAGCAGCCACCACAGAUAUACCCCCUACAAACACUACAGCAGCCACCACUGACACUACUGAUAUACCUCCUAUAAACACUACAGCAGCUACCACUGACAUACCCCCUAUAAACACUACAUCAGCCACCACAGAUAUACCCCCUACAAACACUACAGCAGCCACCACUGAUAUACCCCCUCUAAACACUACAGCAGCAACCACUGAUAUACCCCCUAUAAACACUACAGCAGCCACCACAGAUAUUCCCAACACAAGCACUACAGCAGCCACCACUGAUAUGCCCACUAUAAACAUUACAGCAUCCACAACAGAUAUAUCUCAUGGCAACAGCUCAGCAACCAAUACAUCAACGACAACCGAUCAUCCUGCUACAACAAAUUCUCUAUGCUCUAAUACUUCUGUGACCCCUGUUGUAAUUCCAACAUCAACAGUGGAAUCAGUUGAUAACAUUACUGUCACUCAUGUCCAGAGCAGAACUAAACAAACUGUACGACUCCUGGCACAAACUGUAAAUGGUAAAAAAGUACAUACCUUUGAAGUCAACACAACAAUUGCUGUCAGUAUUGAGAUGAAGACCAUUACGCCUUCUAAAAUCUUCAUCAAAACCAGUGAAUCAGUUACUCCUCAAUACCUACUAGUCUAUGUUACAGGUGAGAACUCUGACUCAGGUACUGAGCAACCAGGCAGUGUAGUGAACACAAGUGAAACCACAAUGCCUAACACAGAACCUUUUCAGCCAGAUUCGUAUUGCAGCCAACCAGCUCAGGCAAAUACCAUCACAGAGUCAUCAUCAGUUGCUGGAAAUACCUGUUCUGAAGUUACCUCUGCCACUGCUGUCACCACCAUAACCACUACAGAGGAAGUGAUUGUUGCGGGUCCAAAUGGAUUUUCCUCUAAAUGCACUAAAUAUUAA
Pelobates fuscus (common spadefoot toad) is the source of this 2025-nucleotide messenger RNA. RefSeq lists its product as uncharacterized. The record is from RefSeq and is a predicted model, not a curated record. The transcript has 3 exons. The coding region runs from base 1 to 2025 and encodes 674 amino acids. NCBI's taxonomy places the organism in Eukaryota, Metazoa, Chordata, Amphibia, Anura, Pelobatidae. Gene Ontology annotation, molecular function: calcium ion binding.